This is a messenger RNA of Epinephelus lanceolatus (giant grouper), 2142 nucleotides long. RefSeq names its product m-AAA protease-interacting protein 1, mitochondrial. The record is from RefSeq and is a predicted model, not a curated record. NCBI's taxonomy places the organism in Eukaryota, Metazoa, Chordata, Actinopteri, Perciformes, Serranidae. Gene Ontology annotation, molecular function: ribosome binding. Gene Ontology annotation, cellular component: mitochondrial inner membrane. Gene Ontology annotation, biological process: protein insertion into mitochondrial inner membrane from matrix.
ACGUCGUAUCCACGAUAAGGAUUAUGGGUACAGCAUGGGGUGAGUUGCAUAAGGUUACCAAAGGCAACAAUGACAAUGGAGGCUGCUUCAGCCCAUGAACCGUGGUCCAAACGCCGCCGGUAAUGCUGCGCCCUCCUCGCUGAGAUGCAGCGGAUCAGCAGCCUCGCUGCAUGCCGGGAGCUCGGCGGCCUCGCAGCAGCUUCACCCGGGGUCUGCGCCUGGAAGAAGGGCACGACCUGCAGCAAGCAGCCGGCCGCGCACCAGCAAUUGGCGGGGAUGAGUGUGCGUCCUUUUACCGGGGUACCAGGAGCACAGAGACGGGGACUGUGCCGGCGGAGGUUCGUGUUCGUAGGUCAGAAACACAGACUGUUCAGCUCUCAGCCUGGAGCCGACGGGCCAUCGGGGAGCUCCGGUGGUCACCCCGGUGUCUCUGUAGUCGGUGUCCCGGACCCGAUCACAUGGAUCCGGUGCAAAGUCAUCAUCUAUCUCAUCAAUCUGUACUUUGAGAUAGACAUGAGCUCAGCGGAGUUUGAAAGAGGAGUGAAGCAGGCUUUGAUCCACGUCUCCAACAUGAUGUCCAGUGGCAGAUACCACAAGCUAGUGGGGAUUGUGUCCAAUGAGAUGAUAGAUUAUGUGAAGACAAGGUGCAAGUCUCUCACUGAUGCUCAGAGACAACAUCUAGCUGUCACAAUGGAUGACAUCAUAUUCAUGCUGCCGGAAGACGUGUCGGUCGUCUUUGAUAGAUAUGGUAGAAAGUACUGCUUCAUCGUCAUGAGGUUUUGGUUCCUGUCAACAUAUGAAGGCCCUGAUGACCCCGAGGGCACGAAGAUCUUCAAAGUGGCCUCGAGUGAAGAUGGCAGCCCAGAGAAGAAAAUAGUGACAGCAGUCUAUGAAUUUCACCGAGAGCUGACGAGAGGAGCCUCUCCCGACUGGACAGUCACGACUGUUUGGCACUGGCAUUGGAAACAGGCCGAGUGAUUUGACUCGUCGCUGCAAGGCCAUUUGUCAGUCAUCAAGACACAACAGGGGAGAAGUGAUUGGUUGGAUUCACUUAUUCAUAAAAGACUACAGACACCUGCGAGCAGCAGAUUGAAGGGCUGUCUAUGAGGAACACAUGAAACGGGACCCAGAGCCAUACUAAUGACGCUGUGCAGACACCUGAAGACCUCUGAACUUUAUAAAUUAACCCAUGUCAUUACGGCCUACUACCUCAGACCCUCAGAUGCUUUUAAAGCCCCCCUCCAGUGGUUUUCCAAAGAAAAAUGUGUGAGCAAAUCAUUGUAGGAGGUCACAGUGCUAGAACAACUGUGUCCGGUGUUUUCAGCUCAGAUACACUGUAUGACAGAGUGAUGAGGUCACUGGAGGAAGACUUUAAAGUGUCUUUUUCUAAAAAUAGCCCGCAAAUGGAGUUUGCUCAGUUGUCAUCAUGUGACCUACAGUAAGUGUGAAACUUUGGUCCCAUGACAACAGAUGCUGGUAUAUGGUCACCGCCUUACUAUAGAUCAUGACGAUAACCAAGUCAUCUCCAUGACAACUGAGGAAGUAUCUUAAAGUACUAGAAAAAGCUGAUGGACUUUUUUUUGUUUUGUCAAACCACUGCUUCACAGGUCAAGAAUGAACUCUGUUGAGUUUGUUAAACCAAUAUGUUGUGUCAAUACAUUGCUUUGAUCAGAGCACCAAAGUGUACCCAUGACCCUUUAAUUCACACAGGGAAUCUGGUCCGACCCCCAGUCAUAAUCAAUACUGAGCUGCUCCGAUAAACUAAGGGACUGUGCAAAAAUUACUGAGGUGAUAAGGGGGACUAAUCUCUAUUAACAACUGUGUUUAUAGCGAGUGUUCUGGCUUCAGUUUGCAGUCCGAGUAGCAUUCACCAAUUAUGUCUGAACGGUAGGUAAAAAGUCCAUUUGAAGAUAGAUAGAUAAACAGAUACCUUUAUACCUUAUGUAAAAAUUAGCCGAAAUGAUUGGGGCACUGUAGAGGAAGUCUAUACCGGAUAAGCCCGAAGUAUUGACCCCCACCUCCAGAGGCGUAUCGUCACCAGAGUGCACCUUUGCACACCAUAGCACAAAUGCAAAUUUUCUUUUUGAUGUGCAUUGAAAGAUAUACCAUGCAGGAUUUUCCUCAAUAAAAAAAUGUAUAGAC